AUGCUAGAGCGAUAUGUGGUAGGUAGGGGGGCUGAAGGGGGUAAUACCUCUGAAGGAGGAGGAGGAGGAGGAGAAGAAAUGGGGCGCUUGGUGGUUGCAGCAGAAUCGUUUGAAAGCAGCAAUGGCGUGGGAGAGGGGAGGGAACAGCAGGGGCAUGAGGAGCGAGAGGAGGGACAGGAGGGAGAGGAGGAGUCCUGGGAGGUGUUGGGGCAUGAGAGUGACAUAAGGCGGCUGCUGCAGGGGGUGUUGGAUGCAGCACUGCACGCCACAGAGGGUGGUGGGUGGGUGCACGUGCACUGGCAGAGAGCGCCGGGGGGAGGCGUGCUGCUGCUGGUGGAAGACAGUGGCGUGGGCGUGCACUACCUGUCUGCCAGCCUGGCCUCCUCCUCUGCUCAGAAUCUGCCACCUGGCAAGUUGACACAGGCUGCUGACGCGCUGGCAGCAAUGGAGGUGGCGAGGGGUGUGGCAGAGGCGGUGGGGGCAGUGAUGCGAGUGCAGUCACCCCACCUUAUCAACGCCCCCUGUGGUUACGGCGGGACAAGAGUGGAGCUCUGGUUACCACCUGCCCCUGUGUCGAUACCACAGCAGCAGCAGGAGCAGUGA
Molecule: messenger RNA, 603 nt
Organism: Closterium sp. Naga37s-1
Lineage: Eukaryota; Viridiplantae; Streptophyta; Zygnematophyceae; Desmidiales; Closteriaceae
Source: the annotation of a GenBank genome assembly